This is a messenger RNA of Purpureocillium lilacinum, 2715 nucleotides long. RefSeq names its product bifunctional hydroxyacyl-CoA dehydrogenase/enoyl-CoA hydratase fox2. The record is from RefSeq and is a predicted model, not a curated record. Lineage: Eukaryota; Fungi; Ascomycota; Sordariomycetes; Hypocreales; Ophiocordycipitaceae. Gene Ontology annotation, molecular function: oxidoreductase activity.
AUGGCUGAGCAAUUGCGAUACGACGGCCAGGUCGUCGUCGUCACCGGCGCCGGCGGUGGCCUCGGCCGCGCGUAUGCCCUCUUCUUCGGCUCCCGCGGCGCUAGCGUCGUCGUCAACGACCUCGGCGGCUCCUUCAAGGGCGAGGGCAACUCGACAAAGGCUGCUGAUGUCGUCGUCGACGAGAUCAAGGCCGCUGGCGGCAAGGCCGUCGCCAACUACGACAGCGUCGAGAACGGCGAGCGCAUCAUCGAGACGGCCAUCAAGGCGUUUGGCCGCAUCGAUAUCCUCCUCAACAACGCCGGUAUCCUGCGCGACAUCUCCUUCAAGAACAUCAAGGACCAGGACUGGGACCUCAUCAUGAAGGUCCACGUCAAGGGCGCCUAUAAGUGCGCCCGCGCCGCCUGGCCCCAUUUCCGCAAGCAAAAGUACGGCCGUGUCAUCAACACCGCUUCGGCCGCCGGCCUGUUCGGCAGCUUCGGUCAGACCAACUACUCGGCCGCCAAGCUCGCCAUGGUUGGCUUCACCGAGACCCUGGCCAAGGAGGGCAUCAAGUACAACAUCCUCUGCAACGUCAUUGCGCCGAUUGCCGCCAGCCGCAUGACUGAGACCGUCAUGCCCCCUGAUGUUCUCGAGAACCUCAAGCCCGAUUGGGUCGUUCCCCUUGUCGCUGUUCUCGUCCACAAGAACAACACGUCCGAGACGGGCGGCAUCUUCGAGGUCGGUGGUGGCCAUGUCGCCAAGCUGCGCUGGGAGCGCUCCGGCGGUCUCCUCCUCAAGGCCGACGACUCCUACACGCCCGGUGCCAUCCUCAAGAAGUGGAACAAGGUCGUCGACUUCUCCAGCCCUCAGUACCCCACCGGCCCCAACGACUUCCUCGGCCUUCUUGAGGAGUCGAUGAAGAUGGGCCCCAACGAGCAGGGUGAGAAGCUCGACUUCACCGGCCGCGUUGCCCUCGUCACUGGCGGCGGCGCUGGUAUCGGCCGCGCCUACGCUCUGGCCUUUGCCAAGUACGGCGCCUCCGUCGUUGUCAACGACCUGGUCAACCCCGAUGACGUGGUCGCCGAGAUCAAGAAGAUGGGCGGCAAGGCGGCCGGCGUCAAGGCCUCAGCCGAGGACGGCGACGCCGUCGUCAAGGGCGCCAUCGAUGCCUUUGGCCGUGUCGACAUCAUUGUCAACAACGCCGGCAUCCUGCGGGACAAGGCCUUCUCCAACAUGGACGACAACCUGUGGGAUCCCGUCAUGAACGUGCACCUGCGCGGCACCUACAAGGUCACCAAGGCCGCUUGGCCUUACUUCCUCAAGCAGAAGUAUGGCCGCGUCAUCAACACGACGUCGACCAGCGGUAUCUACGGCAACUUCGGCCAGGCCAACUACGCCGCCGCGAAAUGUGGUAUUCUGGGCUUCUCCCGUGCCCUGGCCCUCGAGGGCUACAAGUACGGCAUCUACGUCAACACCAUCGCCCCCAACGCCGGCACCGCCAUGACGGCCACCAUCAUGCCCGAGGAGAUGGUCCAGGCCUUCAAGCCCGACUACAUCGCUCCCCUCGUCCUCGCUCUCUGCAGCGACAAGUGCCCCGACCCGACCGGCGGGCUGUACGAGGUCGGCAGCGGCUGGUGCGGCCGCACGCGCUGGCAGCGCACCGGCGGUCACGGUUUCCCCGUCGACGUCAAGCUCGUCCCCGAGGAGGUCGUCAAGCACUGGAAGGACAUUGUCAACUUCGACGACGGCCGCACCGACAACCCGGAGAAGACGCAGGAGUCGCUGCAGAAGAUCAUGGCCAACAUGGAGAACAAGGCCGGUGCCAGCCAGGGUGCCGGCUCUGCUCCUGCUGGCAACGAGUACCUCUCUGCCAUUGCCGAGGCCGUCAAGACCGAGGGCAACCCGUGCGAGUUCAAGUAUGAGGAGCGCGAUGCCAUCCUCUACAACCUCGGCGUCGGCGCCAAGCGCACCGAGCUGCAGUACACCUUUGAGGGCAACGAGGACUUCCAGGUCCUGCCCACGUACGGCGUCAUCCCGCCUUUCAGCACUGAGAUGCCCUUCGACUACAACGCCAUUGUGCCCAACUUCUCCCCGAUGAUGCUCCUCCACGGCGAGCAGUACCUCGAGAUCCGCCAGUGGCCGCUGCCGACGUCGGGUCGCCUCGUCUCGCGCGGCCGCCUCCUCGAGGUGGUCGACAAGGGCAGCGCCGCCAUCGCCAAGAACGGCAUCACCACGGUCAACGCCGAGACGGGCCAGGAGGUCUUCUACAACGAGAUGACCGUCUUCCUGCGCGGCUGCGGCGGCUUCGACGGCCCUAAGAAGGGCCAGGACCGCGGCUCCGCCACCGCCGCAAACGUGCCCCCCAAGCGCGCCCCGGAUGUCGUCGUCGAGAGCCAGACCACCGACGACCAGGCUGCCAUCUACCGCCUCAGCGGCGACUACAACCCCCUGCACAUCGACCCUGCCUUUGCCAAGAUGGGCGGCUUCAAGGCCCCUAUCCUGCACGGCCUCUGCACCUUUGGCAUCGCCGGCAAGGCCGUCUACGACCGCUUCGGCGCCUUCAAGAACAUCAAGGUCCGCUUCGCCGGCCCCGUCAUCCCGGGCCAGACCAUCGUCACCGAGAUGUGGCGCGAGGGCAACCGCGUCGUCUUCCAGUCCAAGGUCAAGGAGACGGGCAAGCCCGCCAUUGCCGGCGCCGCGGCCGAGCUCAUGACUGACGACAAGAGCAAGAUGUAA